UCAUCAUCGUCACCAAUAAAGACAUAGAGAGUAAAUAAAAAAACUCUCUUCCUCUCCGACUUUAACCCCUUUCACAUCGGCCCAUAUCAUUUGUCGGUAGGGGCCGGUCACCAGAGGGAGAGAUUAAAAUAAAUCGAAAUUACGAAAAAAAAAUUAAAAAAAUGAUCGGAAAGAUAGUAGUUUCAGGGAUUUCCCUGAUUCUUGUCGUCGGUGUCGUUAUCGGAGUGGUGGCAGCCGUCAACAGGACCAGCGUAUCAAAUACUGUUGAAAAUUUGACACCACACAUGAAAGCUGUUACACAAUUGUGCGGGCCUACUGAUUACAAGGAAGCUUGCACACAAACCCUAGGUGCUAUUAAUAGUACCGAUCCUAAAGAGCUAAUCAGAGCAGGAAUAUUAGCAAUUUCAUCUUCAUUUACAAAAUCAUUGAACUUGAGUGAUGAUCUUGUCGUAAAAGCCAGCGGGUUACCUCGUACGAAACUGGCUUUGGAAGAUUGUAAAACAUUGUUGAACGAUGCAAAUGAGGAGCUCCAAGAAAUUCUUGGCAAAAUGAAAGAUAUAAACAUCAAAACCCUAGCGGACCAAGCUGAUGAUUUCCGUAUCUAUCUAAGUUCUUUGAUUUCGUAUCAAGAAUUGUGCAUGGACGGAUUCGAUCAGGAAAACGAGAUGAAAUCCGCGAUGCAGAAAAGCACGGAAUUCGGAAAUCAGCUUACGGAUAACGUGUUGAACAUUCUUUCAGGAAUUUCUGAUGUUCUGAGAUCUUUCGGUCUUGAGAUUAAGCUUCCAGGCACGAACUCUCGUCGUCUUCUUCAGGCCGACGGGUAUCCAACCUGGUUGUCCGGUCCUGACCGUAAGCUCUUGGCGGCUCGCGACAAUGGCAAGCUUCCACCAAAUGCAGUUGUGGCUCGUGACGGGAGUGGUCAGUUUAAAUCCAUUAACGAUGCUAUAAACUCAUACCCUAAGGGACAUAAGGGCAGAUAUGUUAUCUAUGUUAAGGCUGGACUUUAUAAUGAAGCCGUUAAGGUGCCAAAGACUCACCAGAAUAUUUACAUGUACGGUGACGGACCUAGACACACCAUAGUCACCGGAAAGAAGAGCUUCGCCAGCGGUGUUAACACCUGGAACACCGCUUCUUUUGUGGUUGAAGCUGAUGGUUUCAUAUGCAAGUCCAUGGGAUUCCAAAACACAGCCGGACCAGACGGUCACCAAGCCGUUGCCCUCCGAGUCAACUCAGACAUGUCAGUUUUCCACAACUGUAGAAUGGACGGUUAUCAAGACACACUCUUAUACCAAGCCAAACGUCAAUUCUACCGUAACUGUGUCAUCUCCGGCACCAUCGAUUUCCUCUUCGGUUACGGAGCCGCCGUCAUUCAAAACUCACUGAUCAUCGUCAGGAAACCAAACGAGAACCAGUUCAACACAGUAACAGCCGACGGCAGAAAGGAAAAGGGCCAAAACACCGGACUCGUCAUCCACAACUGCCGAAUCGUUCCCGAGGCGAAACUCGUCCCCGACAGACUCACCACCAGAACAUACUUGGGCAGACCAUGGAAGGCACAUUCAAGAACCGUGAUCAUGGAGACUCAACUCGGUGACUUCAUCCAGCCCGAAGGAUGGAUGCCGUGGGCCGGAAGCGAGUUCCUCGACACAUUAUACUACGCUGAGUACAGCAACAGAGGACCCGGGGCCAACACUGCCCGGAGAAUUAAGUGGAAGACACUUCAUUUCUUGACCAGGAACGAUGCACAACAGUUCACUGUCGGAACUUUCCUUCCUGGUUCGAGGCAAUGGAUUGCCGGCGCCGGAGCUCCGUUCUUGGUUGGGUUCAAGAGAUAGAGUGUAAGAUAGGUAUGUACAAGCCAUAGAAGAGGAAGAAGAAGAAGAAGAUCAUUGCCUGAAAUAGUUUGUGUUGUUUGUUUUUCUUUGUCUUAUAUUGUGGUAUUGGUUUAUUUUUGCUUUUGUUUUUGCACAUUUGAAUAAAGUGAAAAAAAAUAUGUUGCUUCGUAUAUAAUAAUUAUGUGUUUAUGUAUUGGUGGUCGUUUGUAACAAUAAUAAUAUAAUAUGUUAUAUAUGAAGCUUCAUGAUCUUUUUGUUUA
Molecule: messenger RNA, 2095 nt
Organism: Mercurialis annua (annual mercury)
Lineage: Eukaryota; Viridiplantae; Streptophyta; Magnoliopsida; Malpighiales; Euphorbiaceae
Product: pectinesterase-like
Exons: 2
Coding region: 162-1835 (557 amino acids)
Biological process (GO): cell wall modification
Molecular function (GO): pectinesterase inhibitor activity; pectinesterase activity
Source: RefSeq, a predicted model, not a curated record